This is a messenger RNA of Megachile rotundata (alfalfa leafcutting bee), 654 nucleotides long. Its product is annotated as ATP synthase mitochondrial F1 complex assembly factor 1. The record is from RefSeq and is a predicted model, not a curated record. Lineage: Eukaryota; Metazoa; Arthropoda; Insecta; Hymenoptera; Megachilidae.
AAGAAAAAAGUAAAUUUUAUCAAAGCCAAGCAAAACCCCAAUUGGACCAGGACAACCAACCUAGACACGCUCGUUUAGAUGAUAUUAUGAAGAAAGGAAGGAUACGAGUUUAUCGUUAGCCAAUUUUAUGGAUUAGAGGUUCAUAUGACGCCGCUUCUAUGGUAUCAGGCGCAUAAGGAGAAUGCACCAGAAUGUUUAACUAUGGUUCAUUACACUGAAUUCAAAGAUGACAAAGGCAUUAUUCUUAUGCGAGGCGAAUUUGACUCAAAAACCAUCAACGUACAAGAAGCACAGUGUUUAGCAAAUGAGUUACAAUUGUAUUAUUGCACAGAAAAUCCCAAGAGACUACAACUACUGCAAACCUUUACUCACAAACCCGAUGAGUUCAAGCACAUGGAUCUAAUAGCACAAUUAGAGACAUUAGAUCUGCAUAGUAAAUGAAUACUUGCUUGUGAAAAAGAUUGCAAUAAUUUAAUUCACUGUUACUGAUAUUGUAUAUAAUGCAGCUGAAAUAAAAUAUAAAAAUAUAAAAGUUUGAGUUAUUUAUUUAAAAUUAACUAAUCAGUGAUUCAACUAUAUUUUCAAUCCAAUUUAAACAUUGUAUACUCAAUACUUCUGCAGUAUUUUAUGCAAUUCUAUUGUAUGUAUAUCUGA